AUGGAGACCUUGAAACACUUUGGCAUUGGCUUCUCCACUCCAAGUCUUGUCCCUUUUCGACACCAAAGAAGACCUCAAAAGCUCAAUCCCACCUGCUUCGCCAGCAAAUGGGCGGAGCGCCUCCUCGCCGACUUUCAAUUCCUCGGCGACUCCUCCUCCUCCUCCUCAGACCACCAAAACCACCAUUCCCUAUAUUCAGCCACCGCCACUCUCGCUCCUCCUCAUCUGCCUCCCCAUAUCGCUUCCCCCGAGCGCCACGUGUCCAUCCCCAUCGACUUCUACCAGGUUCUGGGCGCCCAGCAACAUUUCCUCGGGGACGGUAUAAGGAGAGCUUAUGAGGCUAGGGCUUCUAAGCCACCGCAGUACGGCUUCACUCAAGAAGCAUUGUUCAGCCGGAGGCAGAUCCUUCUGGCCGCUUGCGAAACCCUAGCCGACCCUAGGUCCAGGAGAGAGUACAAUCAAGGUCUUGCUGAAGACGAAGACGGAACCAUCCUCACCCAAGUUCCUUGGGACAAGGUUCCCGGAGCUCUGUGCGUGUUGCAAGAAGCUGGAAAGACCGAGCUUGUUCUUCAAAUUGGGGAGAGUUUGCUAAGGGAGAGGCUGCCCAAGUCGUUCAAGCAAGAUGUCGUUUUGGUGAUGGCACUUGCUUACGUUGACAUGUCCAGGGAUGCAAUGGAAUUAUCCCCACCUGAUUUUAUUCGAGGUUGUGAAGUGCUGGAGAGGGCUUUGAAACUCUUGCAGGAGGAAGGUGCCAGUAGCCUUGCACCUGAUCUUCAAGCACAAAUUGACGAGACACUGGAAGAGAUCACCCCACGCUGCAUUUUGGAACUUCUAGCCUUACCCCUUGGUGAUGAGUACCGAUCAAGAAGGGAAGAGGGCCUCCACGGUGUGCGCAACAUAUUGUGGUCUGUUGGAGGAGGAGGAGCGGUUGCAAUUGCUGGGGGAUUCACUCGUGAAAAUUUCAUGAACGGGGCCUUCUUGCAUAUGACUGCAGCUGAGCAGGUUGAUUUAUUUGUAGCUACCCCCAGUAAUAUCCCAGCAGAAAGCUUUGAAGUUUAUGGGGUGGCUCUUGCGCUUGUUGCUCAAGCCUUUGUUGGUAAAAAACCUCAUCACAUUCAAGAUGCUGAUAACCUAUUCCAGAAACUUCAGCAGUCUAAGGUAACAGCUGUAGGACAUUCUCUUGACAACUAUAUAACCAAAGAAAACAGUGAGAUAGACUUUGCUUUGGAGAGGGGACUCUGUUCACUUCUUCUAGGGGACCUUGAUGACAGUCGUUCAUGGUUGGGCCUUGACAGUAAUGAUUCACCAUAUAGAAAUCCAUCUGUUGUAGACUUUGUCUUGGAGAACUCAAAGGAUGACGAUGACAAUGACAAUGAUCUUCCUGGACUUUGCAAGCUAUUGGAGACGUGGUUGAUGGAGGUGGUAUUCCCCAGGUUUAGAGACACCAAAGACAUAGAGUUCCGACUGGGAGACUACUAUGAUGAUCCUACAGUCUUGAGAUACUUAGAAAGGCUGGAUGGCACUAAUGGUUCACCCUUAGCUGCUGCUGCUGCCAUAGUGAGGAUUGGAGCUGAGGCUACUGCAGUUCUUGAUAAUUUCAAGGCCAGUGCACUUCAGGCAUUGCAGAAGGUGUUUCCUCUGGGUUACAGGGAUGAGAAUGUGCAACGUCAAGAAGAUCAUGAGAUGAAUUAUUCUCUUCUCCCUGUAGAAACUGGAGAGUCUCUGGAAGAAUCUGAUGGAGAUGAUUCUGUCCAUGUAGCUGAGGUUUCUGGAAGAGAUGAUUCUGUUGUAAUACGUGAAGAAGAAUUGAUUACUGACAAAAUCAAAGAUGCGAGUGUGAAGAUUAUGUGUGCUGGUGUGUUAAUUGGACUAAUGACGUUAGCUGGAUUAAGGCAUUUACCUGCUAGGAAGGGUUCAUCCAAUCUACAGAGAGAGCUUAGUUCAAUGACUGCAUCUGAUGUCGCAAGUGCAGGGCUACCAGGUGUUGAGAAAUCUGCAGAGGAAUUACCCAAAAUGGAUGCAAGAAUUGCAGAAGGUCUAGUUCGCAAAUGGCAAAACAUAAAAUCUCAGGCUUUCGGGCCCAAUCAUUCUGUGGAAAGCCUGUCUGAGGUUUUGGACGGUGAGAUGUUGAAGAUAUGGACAGAUCGCGCGACCGAGAUUGCACAGCUUAAUUGGUCCUAUGACUACACCCUGUUGAACUUGAGCAUUGACAGUGUGACUGUAUCGCUAGAUGGGCAGCGUGCUGUGGUGGAAGCAACUCUGGAAGAGUUGGCCCAGUUAACUGAUGUCCUUCAUCCAGAGCACAAUGCCUCAAACAACAGAACGUACACCACCAGAUAUGAGAUGUCUUGUUCGAGCUCAGGAUGGAAAAUCAGUGAAGGAGCUGUCCUCCGAUCAUAA
This is a messenger RNA of Prunus armeniaca (apricot), 2400 nucleotides long. Lineage: Eukaryota; Viridiplantae; Streptophyta; Magnoliopsida; Rosales; Rosaceae. The record is from the annotation of a GenBank genome assembly.